Equus quagga is the source of this 3492-nucleotide messenger RNA. Its product is annotated as apolipoprotein L3-like. The record is from RefSeq and is a predicted model, not a curated record. The coding region runs from base 345 to 1391 and encodes 348 amino acids. Gene Ontology annotation, cellular component: extracellular region; membrane. Gene Ontology annotation, molecular function: lipid binding. The transcript has 5 exons. Gene Ontology annotation, biological process: lipid transport; lipoprotein metabolic process. Lineage: Eukaryota; Metazoa; Chordata; Mammalia; Perissodactyla; Equidae.
GUCACCCAUGGUGGACAGACUUCAGCGGAGCUUUUAGAUGAGACGGACUAGGAAGAACACCUGGUCUCCCACUUCUGAAAAAAUUGGCCAUGAAAACCCUCUGAACAGCAGCGUAGCAUCGUCUGAUAUAGUGCCUAAGUUCUGAAGUAUAUUUGGGCCCGGAGGAUGUGUCUGGUUGUUGCACAGACACACAGCCUGUGACUGGAUCUGCACAGCUAAGAACAACUGGAUCUUGCUCUCACUCAGCCAGAGGAAGAUUCCUUGGGUGAAGCCACACCUCCUUCCAGCCUGGACGCAGACUGGUGAGCUCUCAGGGAGAACUCUGAGAUCCUGCAGGUGACACCAUGACCUCAGAUGCCCGUGGGGUCUGCCCAGACAGCAAUAGCUUUCUUGAGGCUGCCAUGGAGUACUUCUGGAAAACAGUGAGCAGAGAGGAACUGCAGCUCUUGCUGACUGAUGGUGAAGCCUGGGAGAGAUUUGUGGCUGAGGCUGAUUUGUCAAGGGAGGAGGCAGAUGCGCUACACGAGGGUCUGAAUGAGAUGAACACAGACGUGGCCAUGGAGGACAAGGUCAUGAUCCAAAGAGAUCAGGAAAAUACAAAGAAGUUUUUGGACAAGUUUCCUCAGGUGAAACGGGAGCUUGAGGAGCGCAUCGGAAAGCUCCACGCACUUGCAGACAAGGUUGACAAGGUACACAGGGACUGCACCAUCUCCAACGUGGUGGCCAACUCCACUGGCGCUGUGGCUGGCGUCCUGACUUUCCUUGGCCUGGCUCUGGCACCCGUGACAGCAGGGGUCAGUCUGGCACUCUCAGCAACUGGGAUAGGGCUGGGAGCCGCAGCUGGUGUGACCACUGUGUCCACCAGCAUCGUGGAAUAUUCAACCAACUCGUCAGCAAAAGCUGAAGCCAGUCGCCUGGUGUCAUUUGACGUUGACAAAGGAGAGAUUGUCAAGGAAAUUCUAUGUCACACUGCACCCCGUGUAUUUUCCUUAUCAAAGAAUUUCAUCGAAGUCGUGGGAAGUAUUGGGAAGAACAUCCGUGCUCUCAAGGUGGCCAAAACCAAACCUCACUUGGUAGGCCAUGCCAAGCGCCUCAUGACUGUUGGGAGGAUCUCAGUCCGAAGGGGCAAGCAGGUGAACAAAGCUUUUGGAGGUACUGCUCUGGCAAUGACUAAAGGAGCCCGGGCCAUGGGUAUGGCCACCACAGGUGUCUUCCUUCUGGUGGAUGUGAUCAGCCUUGUCCAAGAUUCAGUGCAUUUGCAUAAAGGGGCAAAGGCAAAGUCAGCUGAAGAGCUGAGGCAGGAGGCUCGGGAGCUGGAGAGGAAGUUGGAGGAGCUCACCCAGAUCCAUGACAUGCUGCAACAGGGCCUCAUUCUAUGGCCCACAGAGUAAUGCAGGGAGCACAGACAUGUGCAGGACAAAGGCAUGCAAGUACCUUGUUAGCGGGGGGAAAAAGAGGGUGAGAUAAAAUUUACGACAAUGGGUAUUAAGGAGUUUGGCAUUUCUGUCGCUGAACACAGCAGGGAGGGGUUAAUGCAAAUGUCAGGUGAGUGGAAGAGAAGGAAGGAAUGUGGAGCCUGGAAUAAGGGAGGAGAGGGGAUUGGAAGUGAGAGGAACGGGGAGAAACAAUUUAUUUUGGACUAAAGAAGACACUGGGGGCAUGGAUAGAGAAGUGUGGAAGAACAAGCAAUGAGAAGGCUGGGAAAACUACAGAGUUGAAAGCAGUACAAAGCUAGAGCGUUAGAAUUGUUGGAAUAUGGAGAAGUAGCCUGGCUCCUCUAUUGACCCCCCUCGUGCUUUGACGUCCCAGCAAGAAUGCAGUCUUUGCCUGGUGGUGGUCUUUAGCUCUACCUUUUCAAGAUCAACUCAGCUUUGUCUUCCAGCAGGUUCAUCUUAGGCAAUGACUUCUUGAUGAUGAUGAUUGUGGUGAUGAUGAUGAUGGCAGCUGUGGUGGUGAUGACAGCAGAGUAGGUGGAACAUUUGGUAAAUCACUGGUGCUCUUUGGGGCCAGGGUGCACUGAGAAAGCAAUGAAGUCCCAGUGAAAUUGCAGAUGCUUUUUUGAAACAGUGAUUGGUUUGAAAAAGUAUAGAAAAGUGAAACCAGACGCAAGCAUCAAGUCAAAGAACCUUGUGUUGUGUCAAGAUCAACCAACUUGGAGUCAAGAGACGCAGCUUUUCUGAGCCUCAGUUUCCUCAUCAGUGGUGCGGGGGCGUUGCUGGACAAGAUCAUAUUUCACAUCAGUCUGGUGUUCAAUAGACGGGAUGAAUAAAUAUGGACUGAUACACUGAGCCUUUGUUGUGCUGAUCGACACAUUCAUCUGGCCUCUGGAUGCUUGACUUCCCUUCCCCAUGAGCCUGUCUUCCAGGAUCUCAGGGAGCAAGUCCUCCAUUUCUCCUCCUGCUCGCUCACUGGGCUCCCACCCUUCUAUUUGGUUCCUUCCCUCAGACCUCAGUGCCCUGCGGGGCCCCACUGGAACACCUUGGGGAAGCUUGUGCACAUUUGGCUUGGGCCGAGCACAAGCAUGCUCCUUACCCAGUAGCUGGGACCCAGGACUGACAUGUGGCACAUGAAGCUGAUUAGGAUCAGAAGGGCCUCUGUGCAGGUGUGAGAGAGGGUCAGAGAUAAAUAGAGGGACAGAGAGAGAUAGCCGGACAGCAAACAGCCUCACUGGAGCUACCCUUACAUUUCACCCAGACUCCAGCAAGAGCUUCCAGAAAGGUCUCCUUGUGUUUACUCUCGUUGCUCUGCUCCUGCUCCCUGUACACUGGGCCAGAAUGGCCCUGAAGAAUAUAGAUCUUAUCCAGCACCUGCUUCCAAACCUUCAAUGGCUCCCCAUUACUCUUUGCACAAAAGCCUAAAGGCUCCAUGCAGCCUAAAGUAGACUUGGGUCCCCUGAAGGCAGAGCCGGAGGAAAGGCUCUCUCGCAGAGGGUUUGUGUGGGAAGUGGUCCCCAGGAGCAGGACUGAGGGAUCUGGGAAGGGGGCAAAGAAGGAGGAAAAGUCAAACCAAAGACAUGUUCCUGACAUGGUCAAGCAUGUGGGCAAUUGAGUCUGCCAGGACCUUCUGAGGAGCCUUUCUGGAAUGGCCUCAGAAUCAUCUCUCCAGGGAGGAAGGAGGGAAGCAUUUGCCCAUUGCUGCCAUCCCCCGGGGGCUUGCUCCAGUGGGCGCUGAUUCUCUGUAUCUCCAUGUGUGGAGCUUGUGCGUCAAACAGGUUCCCAUGACUGGAGCCCAGGCCAAGAAACAAGAGACACAGGACAUGCAAAAUUAUCCCAGAAAGUCUGCUGAAUCACUCACAAAGUGUAUCCAGUGCCUUGGGUGUCCUUCUGUACAUAUCACCUUGCAGAAGACUUUCCUCAGUCCCUCUAACUCUCUAUCCCCCAAAUAUUCUUGAGGCCAUCAAUGGAUUCUUCCAUUUUUUCCUGAAGAAGUCAUCAAAGGCAUGGCCACCUGCUUGCCUGAUCACCUGAACAAUGUGUUUCAUCUCUUUAUCAA